This is a messenger RNA of Phascolarctos cinereus (koala), 2049 nucleotides long. Lineage: Eukaryota; Metazoa; Chordata; Mammalia; Diprotodontia; Phascolarctidae. The record is from RefSeq and is a predicted model, not a curated record.
CCACAACAUUCCUACAACUUCUGCAGCUUUCCUAGCUCGCUUCUUAUAAAGGGCAAAUCCUGGCAACAACACUAUUUGUAACACAGGAGCAACUAGAGUUUUUGGACUCCAGCCUCUAACAGGUUUAUUCUUGAUCUGGGCAGCCAGAAGGACAGGACGACAUCUUCAGAGGGGCCUGGCCCUCCGGAAAGCAUGCACCUGGUUCCUGGGGCAGUUAAUCCCACUCAAUUUUGAAACUCCUAAACUGAUAAUCUGGGUCUGAGCUCUCUUGAUUGUAGAUGGAGAGACAUCCACAGAAGCAUUCAGGAAAACUUUGGCUCAAAUCUCACCCCUGACACUUACUGCUGUGCAAUGCUGGGUGUAUGAACAUGGAUGACAAAGAAUUAUUGGAAAACCUCAGGGCAGAUCUCAUUUGCUCUAUCUGCCUGGGCUACUUCACUGACCCAGUGACUGUCAAAUGUGGGCAUAGCUUUUGCACAGAGUGUCUUGUAAAGUGCAGGGAGGGAGCUGAGGACAUACUAACCUGCCCAGAAUGCAGACAAGUCAUCCAAAUCAGCAAUUUGGUGCCCAACAAAAACCUGCAGAAUCUGUCCAUCACUAGCAAAAUAAUCAGACCUCAUUUACUUCAGAGCAUAGUAGGUCUGAUUACCUGUGAUCAACAUGGGGAAAAAGAGAAGCUCUUCUGUGAGGAAGACAAGAGGUCCAUCUGUGAUUCCUGUUUUUUAGCCUCAGAGCACAAGGAUCACCAAGUCCUUCCCUUGGACAGGGCUGCCGACAAGUGCAAGGAGAAGCUCCAGGAGACAUGGAAUAUAUUACAGAGAAAAGAGGAAGAAUUUAAAAUUUCAUUGGACAAUAUGAGAAGGAGAAAGGCACAGUUUAAGGUCAGUGUCUGUUUUCUUGAUGCAGAAAGUGAGAGGCGUAUUUGUCACUCGAAGGCCUUUCUCACCUCUCAUGAGGAAGAAUUCAUGAAAAUGUCCAUUAUAUCAGAAUAUAAGAAAAUGCACCAGUUCUUAUGGGAUGAAGAAUGUAUACACCUGCAAAGAUUGGACCAGGAGUCCAGAGAAAAUCUGUUAGAAAUUGAGGAGAAGAUCGCCAAACUAUCACAACAAAUCCAGAAUCUGCAGCAAAGGAUAUUAAAAGUAGAGGUGAAUUUGGACAAGGCUCCCUUGGAAAUGCUUCAGGAUAUGAAAGACACCUUGGCAAGGAAUGAGGAGCUGCUACUUCAAGAACCAGAGGUUCCUUUACCUUUCUGGAGCACCUGCCCCAUCACUGGCUUAAGAGAAAUUCUCAUGAGCUUCCAGAGGGAUAUAACUCUAGAUCCUGAAACAGCUCAUCCUAAUCUCAUCCUGUCUGAAGAUUUGAAGAAUGUCAAGUAUACAAGUGUCCCCCAGGAUGUACCUAACAACCGAGAAAGAUUUGACUGUGCUCUUACUGUAUUAGGAGCCCAGACUUUCACCUCAAGCAGACACUAUUGGGAAGUGAAGGUGGAAGAUAAAACAGAAUGGUCAGUGGGCAUCUGCACAGAUUCAGUCAGUAGAAAUGGGAGACUCUCCCUCUUAUCCAAGGAUUUAAGAACUCUAGUUGGCUUCAAAUAUGGAAAUGAUUUCUUUCUCUGGAAUUCACAAAAUGGCUUUCAUGAGAGCCCACCUAUUCACAAGAUGGGCAUUUUUCUUGAUUAUGAAAGGGGACAUAUAGCAUUUUAUGACGUCUCAGAUAAAUCCCUUAUCUACAGUACCCCAAACAUAACCUUUCAAGGACAUCUUCACCUUUACUUGUCUCCUUGUUGUCCUAAUAAAGAAAAUAUCCCUGGAUGCCCCUGGCCUAAUCAGGAGAUGCCUAUCAAUAAUUACCAUGGAAGACUCUCACUUAUAAGUGACUGAAAAGUGACACUGCAAAUGACUUUCUAUUCACUCGAAUUCAUAUUGAAAUGUUCAAUAAAGAUAUGUAUGAUUAUCAAACUAUCAGUAAAGUCCAUCUUGUGUAUAUUUGGUAUAAGUCCUAGUGUGUCUCACUUUGUAUCAACAUCCAAUGUGUCCUACCUUACUGACA